UCAUCCAUACAUUGAAUAUUUGAAAAAUAUAAUUUAAAUUAUACAAAAAAAUAUUAGAUCGUUAAAUUUUAAUUAAAUAAAAGUUAAAACAACAAAUGUUAAUGACUAUGAUAAUUCUAAAUCUUAAUCUGAAGAAAUUAUAAAUGUAGAUUUUUAUUUUUAAUCGCAAACUGAUUUCUUUUAUCAUACAAAAUUGAACUUGACAAUUUUUGCUCUUAUGCCAGUGAAAGUGCGAAAUAAAUGAGUGCUAGUAGACUCAUUGAUACUGGAGUUAUAAAUUUAUCAGAUGCUCUGACCUUCCAAUAUAAAGUCAUAUAGAGUAAGGUUAUAAGCUCGUCUAAAAAUUACCGUUUCAAUAUAAAACUUUAAUUAGCAAGCUGAAAAUUAGGAAAUAAAACUCAAAUUUUUCAUUGUGUUUAGUCAGCGUUUUAUACGUAUGAGUAGUGGAACAUGAAAACUGUUUAAAAUUUAAAAUUUUGAAGAGUAUUCACGAUCAUUAUGUCUGCAAGAUUAGUAGAUAUCUUUUUUAUUUUGAUGGGAUUAGCAUUGGGUCCCAUACUAAAAUUUCUUUACGGACUCUACGGAUUUUUCAUCAAUCUCUUGAGUUACAAACCAAUCGAUUUGAAAGCUAGAUUUGGUGACUGGGCAGUUGUUACUGGAUGUACUGACGGCAUUGGAAAAGAAUACGUCAAACUAUUAGCCAAACAAAAAAUGAAUAUAGUUUUGAUCAGUCGAAAUAUAGAUAAAUUAAAUGCAACAAAAGCAGAAUUGGAAAAAAUUUAUCCAGAUAUUGAAACGAUCAUUAUCAAAACAGAUUUUAGCACGGGAAGAAAAGUUAUAGAUGAUAUUAAAGUUCAUUUGAAAGAUGUACCAGUAGCAAUACUCGUUAAUAAUGUCGGUGUUAUCACCGAAUAUCCAAUGUACUUUGGUGAAAUGUCCGAGUCUGAUUUAUGGGAUACUAUCAACAUUAACAUCGGCGCAACAACGUCACUGACACAUUUACUUAUUAAUCAAAUGAAAAAACGAGGUAACGGAGCCAUUGUCAACGUGUCCUCUGCCUCGGAAAUGAUGCCUCUACCUUUGAUGUCGAUUUACUCCGCCAGUAAAAUUUUUAUCAGAUAUUUCUCAGAUUCCUUACGCGAAGAAUAUUCGCCUCAUGGUAUAACAGUUCAAUGUUUGUCGCCUUUUUACAUCAAUACGAAAAUGAUAAAUUUUAGCAAAAAAUUUUCAAAAGCAUAUUAUUUCGUUCCUGAUCCGGAAACUUAUGCCAGACACGCUUUGAAGACUCUUGGAAGAUUGAACUCUACGACUGGAUUUUGGUUGCAUGAUAUACUAAAAUUUCUUUCAUUGAUGAUUCCUACAAGGAUGUUGCGUUCAAAAGUCGGAUUUUUAAUCAAUAAAAUUUAUAGGAAUGAUUAUUUCAAUCUCCAUGAAAAACAAACUCAAGCUUGGAAAAGCUAAUUCGUCAAGAAUGAACAACAGUUUAAAAUAUUAUAAUUUAAUAAAUUCUACGAUUCAUUGAAAAACAAUGAAUCAUUAAAUAAAUAGUAUAAUAAUUCAGCAUUUACUGGUUGCGUGCAUAUUUUUCUUCGCCGCAGCCUAAAUACAACGACAACAUUGAGCUAAAAAAUAAUUAUUUAGAGUAAAAUAUAAACAUUUAAAAUAAGAAAAAUAUAGUUACAGCUAAAAUCAGAAGCACUUGUUGGAUAAGGUCAUUUAAAUUUUUAUUCCAUUGUAUCAUGUAUCAUUUGAAACAUUGUAAUGCAUCUCUUGUUACAAAUAUAAAGUCUUAUUAUCAAGAUUA
This is a messenger RNA of Trichogramma pretiosum, 1804 nucleotides long. RefSeq names its product hydroxysteroid dehydrogenase-like protein 1. The record is from RefSeq and is a predicted model, not a curated record. The coding region runs from base 499 to 1461 and encodes 320 amino acids. Gene Ontology annotation, cellular component: endoplasmic reticulum. The transcript has 4 exons. NCBI's taxonomy places the organism in Eukaryota, Metazoa, Arthropoda, Insecta, Hymenoptera, Trichogrammatidae. Gene Ontology annotation, molecular function: oxidoreductase activity.